AUGAGAAGAUAUAAGGCAAAGACCAAUAUAGAAGUUAAUGGACAAAAGGGUGAUGGAGGAAUCAAGAACCAUGGAGUUAAUGAUUUCAUGGCUCAGAAGAAUCCGAUACAAGGAGCAUCGUAUACGGCAAGUCCUAGUGAAGUAGAAAGGCGAAAGGAAGAAAACAAAGUUCAUGAUAUGAGCGAGACCUUUUUGGCAUCUGAUGCGCCGGAGCUGGUUGUAUUUAUUCAAGAGAGUGAUUAUCAGUCAAUCAAGGAUAUUUUCAUAGACAGGGAAGUUCCUUCGCGGAAUCGACUGAAGUAUAAGGGUAUCUAUUCCAAGUAUAAUACAGAUGUGAAUGGUGAUAGUGAAGAACCUGGAAAAUCUCUUAGUAUAUUGUCAUCUAUUUCCAAUGAGAUUGAACAAGAUUUUCAGAAUUAUGCAAGGAAAAGGCAUGCUCUUGAGGACUUAAUGAAGGAUGAUGAUGAUGAAGAUUCCGAAGGAAGAGACGUUCACUCGCAUGAUAAGACUACCAUGAGCAACCUUGAGGAAUUUUUACAAGGUUCAGAGUGUCAACAGCCUCAUAAAACCGAAGGCUUACCGAGAAGCCUAACAGGCCUGAGUCAAAGCAUCGUUAACAAAAUGGCUUCUGGUGAUUGUGGUUCCAUUGCAGCGAGUCCAAUACCAUGUUCCGGUAGCAUGUCUCUGCGGUCAAGUAGUAGCACUGCCAGCUCUCAUUCUUUUGCUUUUCCCAUAUUGCCAACGGAAUGGAACGGCAGCCCGGUAAGAAUGGCAGAAGCUGACCCGAGACGGCCGAAGAAGCACCAAAGUUGGAAAACCUGUUUUCUCUGCUGAUUCUAAAACAUCAUGAUUUUCAACAAUGGUGUCAUAUUAGAAAGAUAAAAUUAGCAAUGACGUUUGUCAAUUGUCAUACAGAGUGUUCUUUUACCUUCCAGCAUUAUCAUUCAACAAAUUGUGAAGUCUGUUGGGUGCAAAAACAAAUAAGACAAAGCUCGUCUCUUUUUCUUUCAUUAUACUGUCUAUGACUGGUACAAAAAAAAAAUUAAUAUUUAUACAAGUCAGUUCUGUUUUUUGCCA
Molecule: messenger RNA, 1077 nt
Organism: Gossypium raimondii (Peruvian cotton)
Lineage: Eukaryota; Viridiplantae; Streptophyta; Magnoliopsida; Malvales; Malvaceae
Exons: 3
Coding region: 1-834 (277 amino acids)
Biological process (GO): regulation of asymmetric cell division
Source: RefSeq, a predicted model, not a curated record